Girardinichthys multiradiatus is the source of this 1676-nucleotide messenger RNA. It is a transcript of the gene nrbf2b, whose product is annotated as nuclear receptor binding factor 2b. The transcript is spliced from 4 exons. Lineage: Eukaryota; Metazoa; Chordata; Actinopteri; Cyprinodontiformes; Goodeidae. The coding region runs from base 129 to 1028 and encodes 299 amino acids. Gene Ontology annotation, biological process: autophagy. The record is from RefSeq and is a predicted model, not a curated record.
UUUGAGUAGUUGUUACGUCACGACGUCUUCCUGUACUUCUGAGUGCUACUAGGACAACUGGGCUUCCUCGACAGUAAUUAUCUUCUGUGUGUUUAUUGUAGAGUUUAUACAUUUCUAUUGCUGAGCGAAUGACCGUCCCCGAAGACCAGAAGCACAAUUCAUGUAGAGUGAACCGUCGACGAAUCGAAACCAUGGAGGUCGUGGAUAGCCCGCUGAACCUCGCCCAUCAGCAGUGCAGAAAGGCAGAGCGUCUGGUGGCUGCUGGAAAGUAUGAAGAGGCCAUUUCCUGCCAUGGAAAAGCAGCAGAUCUUCUCACAGAAGCAAUGAAGUCAACAGAGUGUGAGCAGGCUCAUCUGUCCAUGGAACUUCAGCGAGACAGUCAUGUCAAACAGCAGCGGCUAAUCCAAGAGCGCUGGAAGAGAGAAAUUCGGCGUGAGGCAACAAAGGCAAGACCCGGCCUUGUGCCAGGCCAAUUAACCAAAACCCAGUCCUCAGCCCAGCCCCCAGUUCAUGGAUCUGCCAGACUCUCUGCUGAAGGAGUUGGAGAGCGAGAGUACGACACCUUACUUUACCAGUUUCAGACUCGGCAGACUGGAGCCUGCCAGCCUUUGACUUCACCAUGCCCUGGGUCUAAAACCAUAAAGGAUGAUAAAACACGCCUAGAAGAGCAGCAGACCACCAUUGAGGACCUGCGGCGCCUGGUGGAUCACCUGAUGAAUGAAAACCAGCGUCUCUCAGCCAACAAUGAGCAGCUACGUAUGGAGAAUGCCCGGCUGCAAUCUGAGGCUUCAGAUUUUGUGGAGCGUUCAGAGCUCUGGGUGCUCCCACAUGCAGGUGGUGCCAUGGGAACGGGGAAUGGGCAGGAAGGGAAGAACACUGGGAAAAACAAGGAAAUCGCUAUCCCUCAACUGCCACCAUUGGAAAUGCCAGCUCAGGAAGAUCUGUGUCUGGAUGACCUGCCGCCCCUGGAGCUGCUGGACGACAUUAAAAAUGAACUGCAGGAGUUGCUGGACAUGGACAAACUGUGAUGAAUACUCAUCUACACACCCCCAUCAUCAUUCUCAAACAGUUAGACUGCAGGUGUGGGACAGCUGGGUUCUGACUCAACAUAUUUCUGCUAAACGUAAUGGUCAGACAUAUCUGUUGUUCAGUAGACAGUCCUGUCCUAGCCGGUCCAACACCCUAAUCACACAGAGCAACAUGCUCAACUGGAUUUAGUUGAUUAUGGGAUAAAUAAUUUGGCCCCAUUAUGAAACACAAUUCCCUUUGAAAUAAUAUUGGUUGAGAUUACACACUCACCACAUUAACUUACUCAGAUAAUUAUAGAAGCUCCUGUUUAUAAGUUUAUAGGAUCAAAUUAGUAUAAUGCUUUGCCCUAUGUGGUGAGUAGGAGGGGGACAAAAAUAUAACAUUAUAAUCUGGGGUAGAUGGAACAGAUUAUCACCUUCCAGCUUCAGAUGUUCAGAUCAUGGUUCUGGUUUAUUACUGGGCUGUUAUCAGAUUACCGUUAUGCUCCACUCCAUCAUUUUGCAUGAUCAUGGAUGGAUGAUCUGCUCAAACCACUCAUCUAGUGUAAAUCAGCCGCAGGAGAGCACAUUACUGCUGGUUACUAAAGGUCGACAUGGCUGCAUUUUUCUAUCAUUGUAACAGACAGAAAUUAAAGGUUUCAGUUAUCA